Lentinula edodes (shiitake mushroom) is the source of this 777-nucleotide messenger RNA. RefSeq lists its product as uncharacterized. The record is from RefSeq and is a predicted model, not a curated record. Bases 264 to 662 code for a protein of 132 amino acids. The transcript has 2 exons. Lineage: Eukaryota; Fungi; Basidiomycota; Agaricomycetes; Agaricales; Omphalotaceae.
CAGAACUCAACUCAGCACGGUCGCCCUCUCCGUUCGCCUCUCCGGGUUGCUUCACUUCGCUCGCAAUAAGCGCACGUUGCGCACACUCUCCAUCUGUCAAGCCACGAUGAUUACACAAUCGUUCACGGAUAAUUUUUUUUACUCUCAAAACAUUCCCAACGUUCGAUGAUGGGGACUCAUUCGGAAUCUACCUCCUGAAAUCAUGAGUGAAAUCUUCCGUUCGGCAAAUUGGGAGGUCGAUCCAUUUCAACAACGAACAACGCAUGGCAUAUACCAGGACACCAGUCCUCGAAUUGUCUACCAUCAACAAACUCAAGCCGAUUCCUGUAUGUUUUGUCAGAGCCCUGCCUCUGGUCCUCCUUGCGUAUUUCUUGUGGAAUGGUGGUGAUACUUCCCAGUUCAUUCUUUUCCUUUAUCGAGGGAUAUCUAUCACGGUCACUGGAAUUACCCAUGUCUGUCACUCUCAACAUAACGCCAUUCGAUUUCCUCGAUCUUGCGCUAUAUUCACGAUGGGAGAGCAGUGUCCGUUGAAACCAAUUUUUCCCCUACUUGGAGUCAUGGACAACAGAGCAGUUGCCGGUCAGAAGAUCCCGUUAUGCAGAAAGAGACCAACUUGUGGGAAACAUUGUUUGGACGUUCGUAUCUUGCAUCUGAAUGGGUGACUUCCCGCUGCAAUUAUUCUGCAGUUAACCUGCAGUUAACUAUUAACGGUAUUUGAUGCGACGUACGGACUGUUGAUGGGACCCUCGCUUACACCAAAAACCAGUUUACAACAGG